AUGAACAACCAAGUCUUGAUCAUUGGGCUUGACCCAGCCAAAAUCAGUCUUCCCGAAGUUUCUUCGGAUAAUUCCUUUUCCAAGGGAAAUAUAUGCAUUGUGCAACUGAAAACUGCUCAGCAAACCAGCCUUCUUCUCAGAAAGCUAGAGGGCUUUCCAGAUAUUCAAGCUUAUUCCUUGAAGGAGUUUUACAGUAUAAUGAGCGCGAAGGAGAGAGAAUAUACUCCAUUGAAAAGACUGGAGCCAAGGGAGUUUGUUGACUUCCAGUUUUCUGAACGUGAACAAUUUGUGGUCAUCAACAACGGAGUCCUCUCCUUGCUAGAGCAAAAGAAUAAGGAGUUUGAGGAGAUAGGUACGUUUGAAAAGGCCAUUAGGUGUCUGUCCAGUGAUGAUGGGGUGUUUGUAUGUUUUGUUGGAGGCAGAAUGAUUGAGUUCCGAACAGGAAGAUAUCUCGAGAUGUUCAGUAGAAUCGAGCUUGGGGAUGAGGUGGUAAACAUGUCGUUUAGCCCUGAUAAUAGGUUUGCUGUGGUUUCCACAAAGAAAGAAACAAGUGUAUGGGAUAUAUUCAAGAAUGAAUGUCUCACCAAACAGCAAGGUGUUACAGGAGACACAGUACUUGAUGAAGAUCAUGUGUACUUCCUAGGACUAGGAAAAGUCUUUUCACUUCUCCAAGGCAAAGAAGUAGAGCCGGAUCCAAAGCUUUCCUUCCUGAAAUGUAUUAGGCAUCACAAUGGCCAGAAAGUAGAGUUUAGCGAUGAUAGGGUACAGAAAAUCCGAUAUGAAGUGGGAGAAUACAAGCUUUCAAAAACACAUGCAAACAUCGAAGACAUCAAAUUUUACUUUUCUGGAAAGAGGUGCUUUGUGCUGAUGACAAAGAAUAUACAGAAGAAAAAGGUACAAUUCGUCGAGUCUUACGGAACCGACGGGAUAACUCUUACACAGCUUGAGGGAUGUGUAGAACAAAUAGAGGUGUCGGAUAAGAUGUUUGUUGUUGUUGACACAAAACAAACUCUUUCGUUCUACAUCAGAAACAGAUUUGGGUUCGGUAUGGCCAAACAGAUUAGAAAAGAAGAUGAUUUACUUAUUGCACUUUACGAUGAUAUAUGCUGUGUCCACGAUGCUGACACAGGAAACAUAGAGUUCUACGACAAUGGAGAGCUGAGAAGUGCCUAUUCUCAUCCAUCAUGCACAGGUAUCUCGUGGUCGUAUAGUGGGCUUUAUGCAGCCUCAGUUUCAGCUGGAGACUGCUCCAGUGGACUGGUCCAAAUGUUCAACAGAAACGGAAAACUCCUUUGGAAAAAGGUGUUCAACAGACUUACUCUAUUCAUGUGGAGGCCCUUUUCUCAUCUUUCAUCCGAAGAUAAAGCAAAGGCUGUGGAGGAGUUUUCUGAAUCAAUUGAAAACGAUACAAGUGAGGAGGAGUGCACUGAAGAUACAAGCGAGCUCCUCUCGAGAUGGAAAAGCUAUCUCAUCUCCAAGAAGCAAAGGGUUCUGUCACUGAAAUAA
Molecule: messenger RNA, 1506 nt
Organism: Encephalitozoon intestinalis ATCC 50506
Lineage: Eukaryota; Fungi; Microsporidia; Unikaryonidae
Exons: 1
Coding region: 1-1506 (501 amino acids)
Source: RefSeq, a predicted model, not a curated record